Molecule: messenger RNA, 1816 nt
Organism: Macrobrachium nipponense
Lineage: Eukaryota; Metazoa; Arthropoda; Malacostraca; Decapoda; Palaemonidae
Exons: 3
Coding region: 85-627 (180 amino acids)
Source: RefSeq, a predicted model, not a curated record
UCUUUCGAGCAACAUAAUUUGCGUGAUGUUAAAUGAACGUUAACGGUGCAAUUUAGACCACAGGUGGCUGAGAGCUUUUUAUUGAUGAUGUUCCUGUUUAUAACGUGUUUGGUUUUCAUUUCCGAGGGAAUGCAAGAUAUCAAAUUUUGGCUACAAGACCCGGGUGCUUCUGCCAAAACAAGCAUGAAAAAUGUGUACGUGUUGUGUCUGCUGGUGGCCUGUUCUGUCCAUGCGAUGCCAAACGUUAAGAAUCGAAUAAAAGCUCAAGAUGGCGCAGUUCGAAUCCCAGGUAGAGUUCAUUUACCCUUGAAACAUCGCCGAGUUGCACUUCUCGAGGAAAUCGACACAAAGCAAAAUGAAAACUUAUAUAAAAAUCUCAAAUUCAAUGGCCGUGAAGUGAAAAGAUUGGUGAAGCCGACUGAAAAUGAAGAUGACGGAGAAGACGAGAGGGCAACUGUUAAAAAGAACAGGAGCAAAAGAGACGUCAUACCUGGACUUCCUGAGGGCUUCGAUCUAGACAUCAACUUCGAUUUAGACAUCCCUCCCAAGGAUCUCAAACGUGCUGACAUUGAUUUUAAUAUCAAAGUCGAAGCCCUGCAUCCACACAGAAAUAAAGACGGUCAGUGAUUCUCAGUAUCUAAUAGAGUCCAGCCAAUAGUUUUGGUAAAGAUUAUAUACUUUUCUGGAAUGUCGGACUUCAUCACGUUCUAUUACACAGGUAAUAUAUCAUCCGCUUUCUGUUACAUUUUGAAGUUGAUUUUCUUUUAUGGAUAACCCCACCUUUGCACAAAUAUUUUGUUGUUUCCAUUCACGACUGUGUCAUAAGAAUGAUUUGAGCACGCCAAAGAAAUGGCCUUUCCAACGGGCCAUUGCCUUACUUCGUUUUGCUUGUUCAUUUGUCUCCUUUCCUCGACUUCUUCCAUGCUUUUAUCUAACAAUUUUAAACGUCACUCGUGAUUCGUUCUUGUGGAGUUUGUUGAACAAUUCAAUAUUUGCUGUAUUAAUAUAGUCCGUGCAUUGUAGGGAAUGCUUUAAAUUCCCAUGAUCUUGCAUUGGUGAUGGUUCAUUGCAUGUUACUUAGUUAAAUGAUAAAUCAAUUUUAUAUUUUUCUGGCGUCAGAGUGAAAAAUAUAGUCAGAGACAAUCGAUCGUCCUACUGACGAACCUUCCUUCAGAAGUUUCCUUUCAGAACAGAAGUGCGCCACUGUUUCACAGUAUCUCACAGCGGGAAAGUUCCCGAGUCGAAUCGUGGAAGACGCACAGGAUGGGCGAUUUGAAGCAAGGCUUUACAAGGACGCUAAUGAUCUCCAAAUAACUUGCGGGAUGAGAAAUAACAUCAGAAGAUUUUCAAGAUCUAUGGGUAUGUGACAAUAACUAUUAAGAAGUAGAUCUUGUCAAAGAUACAAUUUUUUCUAAAUGCAGAAAACGCAUCGAAGAUGCAGUGGAGAAGAACCUAUGGAGCCGAGACUUCCGCUUGGGGGACCAAUCAUUUUUAGGUAAAAUACGGAGAAGACGAAAUCAACCCAAGGGGUUACAUAGACAAGACCUCAAUUAGUACAUAUCUGACUAGAGUACCCCGAUUUUCAGGGAAAUUUGUUUGUUUAUCACACUGAUACAACUCUGUAAAAACCUCACUUCUCAAAAAUCACCAGAAGGGUACCACGAACGAACAAAGAAUCAUACCAAACUGACAAUAUAAAAAAAAGCUUACUUAGACGGUAUACCAAAUUCUGCAGUAAAUAGCUAGGUGACAAAAGGGAGCAUAAAGAAUCUGAUGGUAACAAUAGCUCACACGUUCUAUCAAUAAUCUGUUUUAU